This is a messenger RNA of Cladophialophora immunda, 1515 nucleotides long. Its product is annotated as lipoyl synthase, mitochondrial. Gene Ontology annotation, biological process: lipoate biosynthetic process. The record is from RefSeq and is a predicted model, not a curated record. The transcript has a single exon. Gene Ontology annotation, cellular component: mitochondrion. The coding region runs from base 39 to 1301 and encodes 420 amino acids. Gene Ontology annotation, molecular function: lipoate synthase activity; 4 iron, 4 sulfur cluster binding. Lineage: Eukaryota; Fungi; Ascomycota; Eurotiomycetes; Chaetothyriales; Herpotrichiellaceae.
AACGAACAUCAUUCUCAUCAUCAGCGCAGCUCCCUACCAUGGCCGCUGCAGUCCCUCGUUACCGUUGCCUGAACGGCCACCCAUGGUCAUCUCCGUUCAAAGUCUUUCUUCCUUCCGCCUCGACGUCGGCAUCGACCACGUCACGGACGUUCGCCACCACGACUGAUGACCUUCCCACCAGCAAACCACGAGUGCGUGCGACUACCUUUGCCGACAAGCUCAAUGCAGGCCCUUCAUUCUCAGAUUUCGUAUCAGGAAAAGAACCACCGCUAGAACCUUCGGAAGCAUAUGCAUUAAAAACUGCCCUCGUCGGGCCUAAGGGCAAGCAGAAACAAAUCACCCGCCUACCGUCAUGGCUGAAAACGCCGAUUCCCGACAGCUCCUCCUACAAGAAGAUUAAGAACGACUUGCGCGGCUUGAAUCUACACACUGUGUGCGAGGAGGCUCGAUGCCCCAACAUCUCAGACUGCUGGGGAGGAAGCAGCAAGUCUGCGGCCACGGCGACGAUCAUGUUGAUGGGCGAUACGUGUACGAGAGGCUGUCGCUUCUGCAGUGUCAAGACCUCAAAGGCCCCUCCUCCGUUGGAUCCGCACGAACCGGAACAUACAGCCGAAGCUCUUUCGCGAUGGGGUCUGGGCUACGUUGUCCUGACCAGUGUUGACCGAGACGAUCUCGCGGACGGUGGAGCCCACCACUUCGCGGAGACGGUUCGCAAGAUCAAAUCCAAAGCGCCCACUAUCUUGGUCGAGUGUCUUACUGGCGACUACGCAGGGGACUUGGAGAUGGUCAAACUUGUCGCAACAUCGGGUCUGGACGUAUAUGCGCAUAACGUCGAGACUGUGGAGGCAUUGACGCCGCAGGUCCGCGACCGCCGCGCCACUUUCCGGCAAUCCCUCAGCGUGUUGAAAGCCGCCAAAGCCGCGCAACCUGGUCUGAUCACAAAGACAUCCAUAAUGCUGGGCCUUGGGGAGACGGAGGACCAACUUUGGGAUGCGUUGAAAGAGCUGCGCGCUGUUGAUGUUGAUGUUGUCACCUUUGGACAGUACAUGCGCCCUACAAAGAGACACAUGCCUGUGCACGAGUACGUUACGCCGGACGUCUUUGAGCAGUGGCGCGUUAGGGCGCUGGAGAUGGGAUUUUUAUAUGUGGCGAGUGGGCCGUUGGUGAGGAGCAGUUAUAAAGCGGGAGAAGCGUUUAUCGAGAAUGUUCUUAAAAAGAGAAGGGCCGGCAGAGGGGAGACGGCGAAUGCGGAUCUAGCUGGGGACAUAGAUGUGAAGGGUGUACAGGUUGGGAAGAUUUGAUUGCACGGCUGGUUGGAUAUGGUUCCUCGGAUUGUAUAAGCAUGAUAUCAAGAUGCCGACAUAUCGAGGUCUUUGUCAACCAAAACCCUCUUGAUCGAGUGUGUCUCGGCAGCAGAACGAGGAAAGGCAAAUGGAAAUUGUUUGUCGCUACCCCUUAGCAUCGUUCCAUCUCCAGGAGGUUGAAACCUGCCUUGUGCGGUACGGCUCUACUUUG